Molecule: messenger RNA, 249 nt
Organism: Pisolithus orientalis
Lineage: Eukaryota; Fungi; Basidiomycota; Agaricomycetes; Boletales; Pisolithaceae
Exons: 2
Coding region: 1-249 (82 amino acids)
Source: RefSeq, a predicted model, not a curated record
AUGUCUCAUGAGCCUAUUGACAAUGAAGAGUUCCAAUCUACUGCUUCUGAACCUGAGGUAUCACAAGCAAGUAACAGUGAUCCUGUAUCAAUGGCAGAGGCAAUUGCCAAGGGGGUUGAAGCUGCACUUUGGAAAGUACUUGGUGAUGGUGCUAUCACUAUGCCACAAACAGGGUGGUCACAGCAGUCACCUCAAAAACAAAAGGAGGUGGAUAAAGAAGUGGAGAUAGAGAAGGCUACAGAGCCAUGA